Molecule: messenger RNA, 916 nt
Organism: Cetraspora pellucida
Lineage: Eukaryota; Fungi; Glomeromycota; Glomeromycetes; Diversisporales; Gigasporaceae
Source: the annotation of a GenBank genome assembly
AUGUCUCAAUCUCCCUCAGGAGGUCGUUCAAAUGAAGAUAGUUAUGUUCAUUCAAGUGAAAGCAAGUUAAAAAAAGGUAUUUUGGAAAAGUUGAGAAAAUUGGUUCGAUUAAGCCAUAUUCAUUUUCCAAAGGAGGAAAUUGAUGAGACUAGUUUACCUUUACAGAUUGGAUCGAACGUGACAGUAAAACAAUAUAACAAGUUUCUUGACCGUAAAGCGCCACGUGGGUACAAGUAUCAACGACACGACAACGGCAACGUAUUUAUCAUCGAUAUGUCUAAUCCUGAGCAUUCAUAUCUUGUCGCGUUGUUAAUCCAAUUAUUUGGUGCCUAUAAUGCUGGUUUUCCGACUUUUAAUCGUCCAAUAAAGGCCCAAAGUGAUACGUUUCAUUAUAAUCCAAAUGGAACUGGUGUUAAAAUUGCUCCAGACCUUGCAAUAGCACCAAAUAAGCAUUACGUUCCAAAACCCAUCGUCCCUCAUCCAGGUCCUCCUCCAAGCGAUAUAAACGGUAAUUCUCAUGCCAGAAUUGUGGUUGAGAUUGCUAAUUACCAGUCCACCGAAUCUUGGAUCACAAAAUGUGAACUAUGGUUACAAGAAACUUAUGUACGUUAUGUGUUUGGCAUAAAGCUCCAUAACCCGAGGAAUGUAAGGGACUUACAAGGACGAAGGUUAAGAGCGAUGACGGCAAGACUCUGGACCCAAGGAACAGCAGGAUACCAAGAAUGGGACUUCGGAACUAUUCCAAAGGAUACUAAUAUUUAUCCUGGUCUCCCCAUACCCACUACUGCAUGUACUGGACCGGGUCUCCUGAAUUUCACAGUAAGCAUUCCAGUUAAAGAAGUCUUUUAUGACCCGCCAAAUCCAGUCCCCCCUGGAUACUCACCUGUGAUACCUGCUGGACUUACUAUCAAUCCUG